UUUAUUAUUACAGUGACAGUUUAACAAAAUUUCUACACUAUUAAGACAAGCACUCAUGAUUACACGGCUGUGUCAUUAAAAAAAUAGCAGUGGUGAAAAAACAAUGUAUCAGAAUACGGCUUACAGUGUGUUUCUCUACACAGGAAGAUGAGGGUGGCGCUGGGCUGUGUGCUACUGCUCCCCGCCGCGCUGCACCUGUUGCUGUGCCCUGCCCGUGCCUCAAGUACAUCCCCUGCCGCUCGUCGCACCUUACAGCCUCUUUACCACGCCCAGCACGCCCGACACGACCCACUGCUGGACCUAGGACUCCUCACAGGCUUCUCCCGCCAUCUCAGCCUCACCCCUCAGGACACACCUCUCACACCUCAACCCCUAGAUGACCUGAGCCUUAUGGAACGACCCCCUGUGCACGUCUUCUCUUCCCUUACUGACGAUCUCCGGCGCUCAUACCUUCGAGACGUGAGCGAUUUUCCUAUAGGUGACUUUGACAUACUUCAAUGGUUACUGGAAGACCCUGAAACGAGCACCGGUGUUACGAAAAAGGGAAGAAACAUCUGCAGGGGCUCCGUGGUGUCGGGGAACGUUUGGUGCCCUUCGACACUACUACAGAUGAUAAGUGGGCUCCCAUCCUUCCCCGCCAAGCCCCAGCCAGCCCACCGGAGCCCCGAGUCCUUAUUGCCAACGCAGCAUUCCACAUGGUUUAAGGCAUCCCCAGCUAAGCGAUACCUUGGCAUCGAGCUGCCGGACUACAUCGCCACGAGCUACUCGUCUAUCAAGACUGACAAUGCACACUACCUCACCAAACUACACCAACUCAAACAACGCAUGCGUUCUGCUGGGAAGUAAACUACUCACCGUGUUUCACCCCCGUGUGUGUGUGUGUGUGUGUGUGUGUGUGUGUGUGUGUGUGUGAUUAUCCAAGUAUGUAAGGUAUCCAGAUAUUC
Portunus trituberculatus (swimming crab) is the source of this 944-nucleotide messenger RNA. RefSeq lists its product as uncharacterized. The coding region runs from base 148 to 846 and encodes 232 amino acids. The record is from RefSeq and is a predicted model, not a curated record. The transcript has 3 exons. NCBI's taxonomy places the organism in Eukaryota, Metazoa, Arthropoda, Malacostraca, Decapoda, Portunidae.